Molecule: messenger RNA, 654 nt
Organism: Frieseomelitta varia
Lineage: Eukaryota; Metazoa; Arthropoda; Insecta; Hymenoptera; Apidae
Product: thioredoxin, mitochondrial-like
Exons: 3
Coding region: 138-548 (136 amino acids)
Cellular component (GO): cytoplasm
Molecular function (GO): oxidoreductase activity, acting on a sulfur group of donors, disulfide as acceptor; protein-disulfide reductase activity
Source: RefSeq, a predicted model, not a curated record
CAGCCCACAGUAUGAUAUAGUCUUUCAAAUGAGAGUUUAGAUUAGACAAAUUGUUAUUGCGUUUCAGAAUUUACUCGAGAUUACUACACAUCUCUUACAUAUUCAUAUUGUAGAUUAUUCCACAACAAAAUAUUAAAAUGUUCCGAACUAGCUUGAGAACUGUACGUAUCGCUUUAGGAAGCAAGGCUUUUGCGAAUGCACCGGCUCGAGAACAAGCGGUCUCAACAGCCUUCAAAGUUCAAGAUCCGAAAGAUUUCAAUGAUCGCGUUAAGAACUCCAAAGUGCCUGUUAUUGUCGAUUUUUUCGCAACGUGGUGUAAUCCAUGUCGGAUGCUCACUCCUCGCAUAGAAUCGGUAAUUGCGGAAAAACAAGGGAAAGUUUUGCUGGCGAAGGUUGAUAUCGAUGAAAAUAGUGAUCUUGCUUUGGAUUACGAGGUUGGUUCCGUUCCAGUUCUGAUUGCAAUGAAGGAUGGAAAAGUAUUAGACAGAAUUGUUGGUCUUCAAGAUGUAGAUAAACUUAAACAAUUUGUAGACAAGUAUUCAGAAUAAUGUAAUUUACUUUAAGUGUAAUUUUGUUAUGGAGUAUUUGUAGUUAUUGAGAUAUUUGUAUAUCGUAUGCUUAUAAGUGUAUAGUACAAUAUAUAAUUUUUUAUUU